GAAGAGACGCCUACAAAUUAAGUGAACAGAUUGGGACGCUGCUUCUGCUCUUGAAUGAUCCAGCUCUAAGUCUGACGAGUUACAGUAUUUCAAGUGUCUCCACCGCCAGUACUAGUACCAUCUAUGUUGAUACACUCACUCAUCACGGGGUAUUCAUACUCCCUCAUUCAUGAAUCGCACAAAGCCACGAGGCACUCUGAAUCGUCUCGAUCUAUCACGACCACAGCGACCCUCCAUCUAAUGUCGCCUCAGGGCAUACUCUGAGAGAUGUUUAGGUCACGUACGUUAGCUGGGGGAGGUCCGUUGUCGGGUUUCUCAUCCAAGAUUGCGCAUACAACGCGGUUUCCUUCUCUGCUGGGAAACCAGGAUUUACGGGCAUUACAAGACCUCAUCACAGAUGAGAAAGGAGUUGUAUCAGGACUUCAAAAACUGUCUCUCGAUUGGGCUAAAGCUGCUGAUGCGCUACGAGUAUGGAGUUUGAGUGAGGAUGAUGAUCUAGGUGAUAUCUCAACUCAAGCAGUUGCUAUGCUAUCGCAUAUUUCCCAAUCUCUGGAUCAGUUUGCAUUGCAUGAGCAAUCGGUGCGGACGCAUCUCAAAGAUAUCCGCUCGAAAGAAGAGGGACUAGAUGGACUCCGAAGGCAUAGGAGGGUCGUUGGGCGAGGAAUUUGGAGAAGAAACUUAUUAAAAUGAGCCCAGAACACAGAGGAUUCCAGGAACAAACAGAGCUGCUCGCCCAGCUUCAACGAGAGAUGAGACAUCUAGAUACACAGAUUAUGACCGACGAGACCCAGCUGGGAGAUUUCAAACGGCAAGUUUUAAAA
Messenger RNA from Cantharellus anzutake, 821 nucleotides. RefSeq lists its product as uncharacterized. The record is from RefSeq and is a predicted model, not a curated record. Gene Ontology annotation, biological process: endocytosis; negative regulation of protein kinase activity; eisosome assembly. The transcript has 3 exons. Gene Ontology annotation, cellular component: eisosome filament; plasma membrane. Gene Ontology annotation, molecular function: lipid binding. Bases 268 to 690 code for a protein of 140 amino acids. NCBI's taxonomy places the organism in Eukaryota, Fungi, Basidiomycota, Agaricomycetes, Cantharellales, Hydnaceae.